Molecule: messenger RNA, 939 nt
Organism: Sabethes cyaneus
Lineage: Eukaryota; Metazoa; Arthropoda; Insecta; Diptera; Culicidae
Product: dnaJ homolog subfamily B member 13-like
Exons: 4
Coding region: 1-939 (312 amino acids)
Cellular component (GO): cytosol
Molecular function (GO): protein-folding chaperone binding
Source: RefSeq, a predicted model, not a curated record
AUGGGAUUCGAUUAUUAUGCAAUUCUGGACAUACCCAAAAGUGCUUCUGAUGUAGAAAUUCGAUUAGCUUAUAGAAAAUGGGCAGUCCGUUGUCAUCCUCAAAAUGAUUUCCAUGAAACACCGGAAAUUCCAUUUCCUUCCAUGUCGAUAGCUCACUAUUGGGAACUACUUCAUGAAGCUUUCGAAGUUUUGUCAAAUCCACUACGAAAACGCAUUUACGACAUUUACGGUGAAGAAGGACUGAAAGCCGGUGUUGUGACCCCAACUGGAUAUGUAGAGCCGUACAAAUUUUCAAAUAACUGCAUGAAAAUCUAUAAAGAUUUCUUCGCCACCUACUCACCUUACGCGGAUCUUAUCGAUGCGGUAACGAAUCCACCUCCACUCUGUCAGGAUGACAGAACGAAGGUUAAGAUUAAAGGACCCGAUAUCGAGCAUGCCAUCAAUCUUGAUUUGGAAGAAAUUUUCUACGGUACGAUAAAAAAAAUGCAAAUCGUUCGAGACGAGUUCGCGGAUGAUUCGGAACUCGAAACGAUUCUGGUAGAAGAAACAUUAACUGUUCACAUCAGCCGGGGUAUUCCCACUGGAACAAAGAUUCGCUUCGAGGAAGCGGGUGAUCGUAAUCCAAAAAUCAUUCCCUCCGAUAUAGUGUUUGUGGUUAAAGAGAAUCCGCAUCCUGUAUUUUGGCGCAAAGGAGCCGAUUUAUAUACCGUUGUGCAGAUCACGGUGGAGCAAGCCUUGGUUGGAUUUCCCCUGGAGAUUACCGGAAUCGACGGAAGACAGUUGGUGAUUCAGAUUGUAGAUGUGGUAGAGCCAAAUUUUGUGAAAGUUUUACAAGGAGAAGGUUUGCCUAUACCUGGUGGUGAGCAAUCAAACUCACGGGGAGAUCUUUUUGUUUCAUUCGAAGGUAACAUUUUUACCAUUAAAAAAAUUUGCCAUUAA